UUUUGAAAUAUUUUGAUUGCGUUGUAAACACGGUACUCAAUGCAGGGUACUUUGAAAAUUCUGUAUAUACUUAAUUCAUGGAUGAAAGUUCGCCUCUAAUUCCUCGUUUUUCUAGAGAAAAUCGUAGAUCAAGUUCAAAAUGCAGUCUCUCUUGUCGUUAUGCAUUGACGAUCCUCUCCAUGUUGGGGUUUUGCGUUAUGUACACGAUACGUGUGAACCUCAGCAUUGCUCUGGUCGAGAUGGCUAAUUCUACUGAUACAAAUAAUGAUGAUGGUUUACAGAGCUCUAAUUGUGAUGAAGAAGGUUGGUGUAAUACGACAUGGACGAGAUCAGCUUCUAAGGGCAGAAAAUUUGAUUGGAAUGAAGAAACUCGAGGUAUCAUCCUUGGGGCCUUUUUCUAUGGUUUUCUAGUCACACAGCUUCCUGGAGGAUGGUUAGCUUCAAAGUUUGGCGGGAAGAAUGUUUUUGGAUUGGGUGUCCUGUUUACUUCUGUAUUGACUUUGCUGACCCCACUGGCAGCUAAUCAUAGUGUUGCUGCCUUGGUUGCAGUUAGGAUUCUGGAAGGGCUUUGCCAGGGGGUAACUUAUCCAUCAGUACAGGUUCUAUUGAGUAGUUGGGCGCCUCCCCUAGAACGAAGCAAGCUAACAACUAUUGCUAUAGCUGGUUGUGAUAUAGGAAAUAUUAUCGCACAGCCGAUAUCAGGCUGGUUGUGUGACUCGACUUUUCUUGGUGGAUGGCCUUCUGUCUUCUAUGUAUUUGGUGUGUUGGGUAUUUUAUGGUAUAUUGCAUGGUUUUUCUUGGCCUACGAGAAACCUGCCAGUCACCCCAGAAUAUCAGAGGAAGAGAAAGAGUACAUCUUGUUAUCCAUUGGGACGUCACAAGAUAAGGUUUUAAAGAAGCACUCGGUGCCCUGGCUCGCUAUCUUUACUUCUCCUCCAGUCUACGCCAACUUAAUAGCGUUCUUCUGCGCAAACUGGGGUUACUACACUUUUCUAACCUCUUUGCCUACCUACUUCAAGGACAUCCUCGGCUUCAAGAUUCUAGAAGAUGGUAUUUUGUCAUCAAUACCAUACCUGUGCUGUACGAUAGUUGAAAUCAUAGCAUCAGUGUUGGCUGAUUGGCUUAUAUCAACUGGUAGUAAGAUUGCCGAUGUAAGGAAAGUCUUCAACACUGGUGCAUUUCUUGUCCCCACUUGCCUUCUUAUAUCUGUAAGUUACAUCGGAAGCGAUGGCAAAGUUCUGGCAGUCGCAUUGAUAUCAGCUUCAAUGGGAUUUAGUGCACUUUGCGAGUCAGGCUAUAGUGUUAAUCAAAUGGAUAUUGCACCUCGUUAUGUGGGGAUUAUCUCUGGUAUUGGCAAUGCUAUUGGAUCAGCAUCUGGAGUUAUUGCACCGUUUGUCGUUGGUUGGUUGACUAAAAACGAGCCAACUCGUCGUCAGUGGCAAAAGGUGCUUUACAUCACAGCAAUUAUCUAUGUACUCGGCACAGUUGGGUUUGUCCUUCUUGCUAAAGGUGAAGAACAGUCAUGGAACACACCCAAAGAUGAAAACCCGCUACCAGUGGAAUUUGAGCAAGAACAGGACAAAACAGGCCUUGCUGCAGAGGAUGGUCAAAAUACUAGUAUAAAUAAUAUAUGAGCCUUUUAAAAGUCACUAGCACAUCCACCUCCUCCAAAAAAAUAUUAAAUUGUUCUUUAAAAUCUUAAACAUUUUAAAUUAUUGGUUUAUAAAUCAAAUAAAUUAAAAAGAAAAUUUCGAGGCAGUUCUACAGCCCGAGUUUUGAGAUAUUCAGGUCUGUAGUGAGCAAUGCCCACCCCCCCCCCUACCCCCACCGUAAAUUCCGUAAAUUAUCCUAUUUUUUGUGCUACCUGUGGAUUUGGCGGGAAUUUUUGCGCCAAAACACUUAAUCGUACUAACUCUGGUAAUCUGCCACCGGGUUAUAACAGAAGACAGUAUUGUCAAUUCUUUUACAUAUUUUAAUUUUUCUCUUUUCCCAUUACUCCACUUAUUCAAAUUUUCACAGGUUUUGCGUUUUUUCUUGAAUUUUCAUACUUAUAAUUUUAUAUAAACUAUCUAAGUAACUUUAUGGAGAUGUAGAUAGAACAGAAAAACUAUUAAACAAAAUGAUACUACCUG
This is a messenger RNA of Actinia tenebrosa (Australian red waratah sea anemone), 2132 nucleotides long. RefSeq names its product sialin. Gene Ontology annotation, molecular function: transmembrane transporter activity. Gene Ontology annotation, biological process: monoatomic anion transport; transmembrane transport. The record is from RefSeq and is a predicted model, not a curated record. Gene Ontology annotation, cellular component: membrane. NCBI's taxonomy places the organism in Eukaryota, Metazoa, Cnidaria, Anthozoa, Actiniaria, Actiniidae.